GUAUUAUGAGAUUUCUAACAUCAAAGAGCCGGCAAGAGUAGAUGAAUCCAAGCCACCAAUGAUAAAUUAGACAUUGGAGGGUAAGAAGGUGGGUUCGGUGCGGACUACAAUGAUUUUGAAGAAAUCGGAAGCCGCAAUCCACAUCUUACCGGAGCAAGAUGUGGCGAGGUAUGUUCAUGAGGAGAUAAAGCUCAGGCCUACAACGGUGAAGGCUAAAGUUGAGGAGGAAGUUACGGGUGAAAAAUCAUUGGGGAAGAAAAGAGUCCAAAAAGAGAACGAAGCUUAUGAAAAGUUGGUGAUGUUGAAUGAAGCCUAUGAGCAAGCACUUGUUGCUCGCGGCGUUGAUAUUUUGGCUAUUAAAACCGAAACUGAGAAAAAAUUUGCUGAGGAGAAACGUAUAAGGCAAAACAAAGGAGAGCCACAAAUAGAUGAGGCAUUGAGUGAAGGUGAUCAAACCCGAGAGAUGGACAUUGAACUGGAGGAGGCUAAAGUUGAGGCAGAGAAAGAAGAAGGGAAGGAAGAGGAGGGAGGCAAAGAAGGUGAUCAAACCCAGGCCAUGGGCAGUGAACUGGAGGAGCUUAAAGAGGUAAAAGUUGCUGAGGAUGUUCCCAAAAAGGAGAAGGGAAGGAAGAGGAGGGAGGAAAGCGAUGAUACUUUAAAAACAUUUGUCAGUGGGCUACGGGCAAAGAGCCAAAGAACAACAAAGAAGCCCAAGUUCUUAGAAUCUCCCUUCCAAACUGAAUUGCCUAAGAAGGGAAGGAAAGGGAAGAAAGGUGUCGUUGUGGUGGAAGAUGAUGACGACAAGGGGGAGAAGGAUGAGGAGAAGCCACUUGCAAUUUCACAUCUCGGUAGGAGGACAUCUGUUGCAGAGCUAUGGAAAAGGAAAAAAAGUUAUUGGAGAUGUUGAAUAUGGGCAUUCCUUCUUCACAAGACUUUGAUGUCAGGCUACCGGGAACAAUCGACGAAGGCUUUUACCAUAAUUUCACCGUUGAGGACAUUCUCGAUGUGUCGGAUGAUGAAAACAAGUGGCUUCGACAUUUUCUUUCAUUAAAAGUUAACAAGUAAGUAUAAGUGUUAUUCUGUGAUAUUUAUAUUAGGUUUGUGAUAUUAAAUGUUAUUCUUGUGACAUAUAGUGUUUUCCUGUGACAUUCA
Molecule: messenger RNA, 1152 nt
Organism: Asparagus officinalis (garden asparagus)
Lineage: Eukaryota; Viridiplantae; Streptophyta; Magnoliopsida; Asparagales; Asparagaceae
Product: ABC transporter F family member 4-like
Exons: 5
Coding region: 110-907 (265 amino acids)
Source: RefSeq, a predicted model, not a curated record